Poecilia reticulata (guppy) is the source of this 5406-nucleotide messenger RNA. Lineage: Eukaryota; Metazoa; Chordata; Actinopteri; Cyprinodontiformes; Poeciliidae. The record is from RefSeq and is a predicted model, not a curated record.
CCAAUGAAGUCUUUGCUUUCUCUAGAUACCACUCAAUGAUUAAAGGAAAUAAUGCCCUCCCACCAGAGGAUCGUCUGCUGAAGUUCCUUGUGGACAACAACGCAGAUGUUGAGGAGACGGUGCUUUGUGCCAACUGUGACCAAGAAAGUAACAAAAAGGACACAGGGCUGAUGUACUACUGUAACACUUGCAGCCAGCCACUUUGUACCACCUGCCGAGAGCUGACACACAAGGCCAGAAUGUUUUCCCACCAUGAGAUUGUGUCGUUGGCCAAACGCACCAAAGCCAAACACAGAAAAUGCUCUCUCCAUGAGGAGCCCUACAUUCUUUUCUCAACAGAGAAUAAAUCAAUGCUUUGCAUCAAAUGUUUCAGAGACAUGCAAGUGGAGAGUCGAACUCACUGCAUUGACAUUGAAACAGCUUAUGCACAGGGGUGUGAGAUGUUGGACCAGGCUGUGCUGGUGGUGAAGGAGCUGCAGACCUCAACCGGAGAAGCAAUCCAUCUGCUGAGGGCAAUGAUCGGGGAAGUGUGUCUGAAUGUGGAGGAAGAAGAAAGUGCAAUCUGUAGUCUGUUCAACAGCUUGCAGGAAAGGCUAGCAGAGAGGAAAAAGACUCUGCUGAAAGCAGCUCAGAGUCAGCAUGAGGAGAAGGAGAAAGCAUUAAAGGAGCAACUGUCUCACCUCACUGCUCUACUUCCAACACUUCAGGUCCAUCUGGUCACCUGCUCAGCCUUUCUCAGCUCAGCCAACAAAUAUGAAUUUCUGGAUAUGGGAUAUCAACUCAUGGARAGGCUGAAGAGGAUUGCGAAACUCCCUCAUCGACUGCGGCCAGUGCAAAGCAGCAAAAUCAAUACUGAGUAUAGGAGUGAGUUUGCUCGUUGUCUGGAGCCUCUGCUGCAGCUGGUAUCCCGCCGUCCUCCUUCUGUCGCUGGUUCCACAAGUGUCGUAACAAGGCUCCAGUCCCCUCUCUCGUUACCCUGCCACUCUCCGUCUCUCGGUGAGAUGCCGGUGGGCUCGGUGUUUGGGCGAAAGCUGACAUCUCACAGGAAUAUUUGCACUAAGGUCCUCCUGGCUGAGGGCAGGGAAACCCCCUUCACUGACCACUGCCGCAACUACGAGAAUGCCUACCGGACUCUGCAGACAGAGAUUCAGAAUCUGAAGGACCAGGUCCAGGAGAUGCACAGAGACCUGACCAAACACCAUUCCAUCAUCAACACAGAUAAAAUGGGAGAGAUCUUGGACAGAUCCCUGAAUAUUGACAAUCAGAUUUCUACUCAGUACUCCACCGUGGAAACCAUGAGAGUUAUGUUUGAAGAGAUCUGGGAUGAAACUUUGCAGAUGGUGAAUAACGAGCAGGAGAUCUAUGAAGCUCAGCUUCAUGACCUGAUGCAGCUGAAACAUGAGAAUUCUUACUUAACCACGAUCGCCAGACAGAUCAGCCCUUACAUCCUGUCAAUCGCUAAAGUCAAAGAGAGGCUUGAGCCCAGGUUUCAGGAGCCUAAGGAGCAUCUUGACGAUCGCACCGAAACGAUGCUGAAAAUCUAUGAGGACAGCACAGUGCCAAAGGACAGUCAAGACAGCGACAACCAGAGUUAUGUCACAGAUCAAGACAGAAACAAGAACAGCCGCAACCUGAUGCUGGAGCCAGCGGAGAUUUCUGUGAAGAGCAGUCGAGCCAGCAGGCAGCGGGGCCCUGUGGAGACGUCCAGCAAAAAUGACAUUCCUUCGUAAACACCAUGUCAUUUCUUUUCUGAACCGGGUCCCUUCUCCAGUGGAACAGCAUGCCUUAAUUCAGCCAUAACAAGCCCAGGAUGGUAUAUGAUGUCCUCGCCUGCUGACAUAUAGUGCACAGUACAUGACAUUUUCUCUGCAGCGAGCUGUCAACAGCUCCAAGGUGAGCUCUCGGAUUGACACUAACUGGAUGUACGUGAAGGCCGGAAACUCACAGUUGUUUGAGUCCAAUGUUGACAAUCUUCUUUGUUCAUAGAGAGCAAAGAUGACAGCACUGCAGAAAAUUACUUUAUUUAGAUUAAUGAGCCACCUUAUUGAAAGAGAGAGAGACUAAAAUCUGACCUCUCAGGAUUARUUUUUCAUGUUGUGUUUCUAAACUGUUAAUGUGAAGUGUAGAGUUGUAUGGGUUUGCUUUUUGCACAAUGUAUUCAUUGCAUAAGUCACUUUUAUGAUGGGUUGUGGUGAGUCAGGGAUGACAGGUCAGUUUAAUUUCCUCAUACCGUUGGAAAACCUGUGACUGCACAUUAUUGCAAAUGAAGUUGUAUGUUGAUUGUGGCAUAUUAGACACGUCAUUUGAAUCAUGCCCUGCGUCCUAUAAAAUAAAGCAAUGUGUUGACACUUUUUGGCAUGCAGUUGCUACAAGGAAAAGGUUAAUAGUGCGACUGAAAACGUUACACACAGAUGGAACAAGAUUCUUUACCAGUUUUAUUUCCCCCCCCCCCCACAUCAUUUUUACCUUCUAUCAUCCUGCUGAUCAAGAUAACACAAUAUUCUGUGUGAAAUCUAUUUGAUCUCCCUCUCAAGUGUUUCACACAUCUUGGUGUUCGGAUGAUUCAUCAGCAGUCUUAAAUAAAAUGUAGCCCCACUUCACUGWGCAUGUUUUAGAUUUCUGCUUGCUCAACACAACUGGAUUCAAAUGAUGCAUCUUUAAAAGCUACUGCAGAACUAGCACUGUUUUCAAACUCACACGUCAAACACUAUAUUUUGCAAUAUGCUAUAUAGUGAGCUCUCUUUUUGUUCCGGUGUCUAAAAUCUCAACUUUGACAUCUUACCAACUUUAUAGUGUGCCAGACAUUUGCUUUAUAGUCCAGCAAUUGUUGCGUUCAGUGGUUUUCGAUCCAUUAAUCAAUUGUUUUCCACAGAUAACCGCAACAAAUCUAGGAGCGAACCCCAGACAUCCCUCUCCUCCAUGACAUCAUCUCCCGGGGUGAUCCCAGGGCGUUCCUAAACUACAGAACCUCCAGCUUGACAGUGCUAAUUUGGUUCCAUGUCAAAUGACUUCUAUGCCAAUUUGACCCUGAUUUCAGCCCUGUAUAUUGCCAGAUAGUCACAAACAAACAAACAUGCUAAAAUCAUUUAAAGGUUUUUGAAAAUUAAAGAGAUAAUAAUAAAUUGACCAAAUUAUCUUAUCUCCAUUCUAAUUUCCGGAAACAACAAUUUCCCACCUUGUUCCACCAAUUGUGGUGUGUAUAUAUAUAUAGCAGCAUUUGCACUGCUAAUAGAUCUGCAACUUAGCACAAAACAAUAAUUCAAGGUGAAAUUUCUUCACAGCUGCCAGGGGCACAGAAAGCUAGGGUGGCCCCUAUUCUCGGUGCAGGUAUGUAUGGAUAAUAAUGAGGAAGUAGACUGAUGGCCUCAGCAAACAGAAGGAGAAGGCUAUUUACAUUGCACAGCCAGCGUAAAAGUGGGCUUGUUCACUUCCCUGGAAAUAUUGGGGUCAUACUGGCCUUAAGGAAUGGCAGUGCUCUGCAGAGGAGUCAGAGGUGCAGAUUCAUUAAAAAUACAUUUGUGACAGCGGAGUAACAAAUGGCUGUGCUUGUGCUCUGGUCCUUUACUCUCUCCCCACGGUCAUUCAUCAUGUGCACUCAUCGAACUACCAGCCUCAUGUUGGCGGUUCAUUAUUCUCCCCUUCUCUAAGUCUCUGCUUCCUCACCCACUGUGUGCAGGGGCGGAAACAAAAACCAUGAAAGCUGUUUCAGUCCUCAGAAAGAUUUAUUUUGAAAGGCAUUUUCAGUGCAUGGCUCUCAUUUUUGUAACAGCUGGACAAAAACUGCCCAAUUCUCUUUGAAAAACAGAUAGUGGAAGAGACGCUGCCCGGCCAUCGUGACGAGAAAGAAAAAGAAAAAAGAAACAAAAGUAGUAGAGAAUAAUAAGAAUAUGAGGGGGAAAUAAAAGUUUAAUGAGCUGCAUGCAAAAAAUGGGUCACUGAAAGCAUAAAAGUAAAGCUGUGAAAGGAAUACAAUUAAAAUAAAUACAGCAAAUUAAGAAAAAACUGCAACUGUUAUAUAAUUAUAAUGGCAAUAUAAAUAUGCUGAAUACAGAACUCUAAUUACCCUUAAGCUUUUCUGGCUGGUGAUAGAUGUAUUUUUAGAUCUUUUUAUAUUUUUAUCAGUUAAAUGAAUCUUUUAUAUACUAUAAAAUAAUAAGAUCCAUUCCAGAAAGGGUUGUUCUGGGUUCUGAAUCGCAUUUAUUAAACCUGUGUUUCGUGUUUUGUGGGUCGUUUAAAAAGGCAGUGAAUUCAGUGGUAACAUCUCACAGUACAAACAGUAUGAUGUCUUUAAAAAUCAGUUUGCAUAAAUUGUUAAAUUAAGAGAAAACAUCCAGUUCCCUACCGGUGUAAUAAAACUGUUUUCUCAGCAGAAGCUUGUUUUCCUGCAUGGGGCCAGGUAACUUCCUACUGGCUCUUUUCUCAGUCCAAAAUUAAAAAGCGAGGCCAAUACAUUCAUGAGUUGUUGGUACAUUUUCAAAGAGCGAUUUCUUGUUUGUGUGUUAAAAUAAAAAUCACUGGCCAAUUCAUUAGGCACACCUCUUUAGCUUCCGGUUGGACCCUCUUUUCCCAAUUGCCUAAAAUCUUUGCGAUUUAAAUUCGACAAGGUGUUGGAAACAUUUCUCAGAGAUGUUUGUCCAUGAUAGUGUCACAGUUGAAGCUGUUGUUUUUGCUACAUGUCCAUCAUAUCCAACAGGGACUCUGAGAUGAGCCUGGAAACCAAUACAGUACAAUAAUCUCAGAGUUGUGUUCAAGAAACUAGUUUGAGAUGCUCCAAUGGUUCGUGUUAUUCAAGUUUGUGCAUUUUUUAAUAAGAAUUAAAAGCUAGCUUUUGUCAGAAGUAGCUGGUUGAAUUAACAAUACACAACAUCUGUUAGAGUUUACAGGUCUUACACAGCUAAAUUUGUAAUGUAAUGACACCAGGGUCUUCAAAUUCAAGUUAUACACAAAAAUUCAAGUUUUGUGUUGAGAAAAUUUAACUAUUCAGAAGAACUGAUAGCCCACUAAUUCAUAUUUUAAGCAGUCUUCUCUCUGCCUCAACUAAAAAAGAGAAGCUCUGAUAGACUAUAAGUCUGUUUCUUUGUGUUUACUUUGUUUCUUCUUGUUUGCUAACAAAUAAAACCAAUCUGUUCCUUCCAAAUAGUGGGGGAGCUGUUGACCUCCGUCUCCACUGGAAAUUGAAGACUGAAGAGUUAGUUGGAAUCAAUUUCGAUGCCAUUAUUGCUGAUGGCAGAUGACCAAGGGUCUGGUGUGAAAAAGGUCAAGGUUGGAUGUGUCCUCUUUGGGAAAUCAAGACGCUUGAGGCAUAAAAAUGUCAUCAACGAAUCAAUUUCACAUAUGAAAAUUUUUUCCACCCAUCGUUGGAAGUUCCAAGCAUGACUGCUUCUUGUAAUAAAUCAUGCAACCGAA